Epinephelus fuscoguttatus (brown-marbled grouper) is the source of this 3873-nucleotide messenger RNA. RefSeq names its product claudin-14-like. The transcript is spliced from 5 exons. Gene Ontology annotation, cellular component: bicellular tight junction; plasma membrane. Gene Ontology annotation, molecular function: structural molecule activity. NCBI's taxonomy places the organism in Eukaryota, Metazoa, Chordata, Actinopteri, Perciformes, Serranidae. Bases 991 to 1731 code for a protein of 246 amino acids. Gene Ontology annotation, biological process: cell adhesion; bicellular tight junction assembly. The record is from RefSeq and is a predicted model, not a curated record.
CCUCACCAUAGAGCUCUUACAGAGAACUGAACACUGCACAAGGGACCCAGGGGAAGGGCCAGGAAAAUGCCCUUGUAUACCAACAGGAUGUCACGGUAGGUUACACUUGGGGCACAGAUGGAGAGAGAGAGAAGAGCUGCAUAGGAAGAAGAUGGACCUCAGAGGACCGCAAAGAUAAAACUGCAGUUUUGAAUGACUUCACCUGGCUCACAGAACAUUGUGGAAAUGCAGAAAGCUGAAUUAUUGAGACAAAAACAGCACAACCAGUGAGGACAAUAUCUCCUCUGUCUGUCUCGGCUUGGCAACGCUGCUCUGCCUCCGGGUCCACGGGUUUAUCUGUGUAUAGCAACAAGCCAUCACUGGAACAGUUUCUCAUGUCGUCUCUGACACAAUGCUCCUGAUGCUGGCCAGGAUAAUGCUGCUGAUGAUGAUGAUAAUAUCUAACACUAGCCGGUCACAUAUCUGACAAUCCUGCAGCACGGACACAUAUUCCUUGUGUGUUGAGGCAGCAGCAGCAGAGACAGAAGGAGCUGGUCAGUGUGGAAUCGGUGCCAAUGGCCCUAUUUAUCUGGAAGUGUACCGUCUGGACACCUGCUGUGACCAUGGCUUUGUAGUCCUCGUGUGACCUUGUUGGGGUGGCAGGGAGCUUAACAAAUAGACUGCUGUGAUUUGCCCUCCAGAGGAGAGCGUUAAACAGGUGAAGCUGAACACUGCUCUCAUUAGUUACAGAUGCAGUCACCUGCCACUCACCAGAGACUGAUGCCAGAAAGUUUCCGCAGCUAUUUCUGCCCGCACUCCGGAGACACUUGAGGAAUGGCUCAGACUCUGUGACUGGAUGUAAGCUCAGUGGAAUUUACUGUACUGCUGGGGACCAUGCAGAUAACAGGAGGAAUCCAGCCUCAUCUUCAGCCUGGGGGACUGUAGUUUUGUUCUGAAAGUGUUUCUCUUUUUUUAUUUGUUCAACCAUCUGUCAAGUCGAGUGAGCACAUCAUGGCCAACAUGGCAGUUCAACUCCUUGGCUUCUUCUUGGGGCUGCUGGGGUUUGUGGGAACUGUAGUUGCAACUCUGCUCCCCCACUGGCGCAGCACAGCCUACGUGGGCUCCAACAUCAUCACAGCCACUUCCUACAUGAAAGGCCUGUGGAUGGAGUGCGUGUGGCACAGUACUGGCAUUUACCAGUGCGAAGUGUACAGAUCUCUACUGGCGCUGCCACGUGACCUGCAGGCUGCCCGGGCGCUCAUGGUGCUCUCCUGCAUCACCUCAGUCCUGGCAUCUCUGGUGUCUGUAAUGGGGAUGAAGUGCACCCGCUUCGCUCGUGGCUCCUUAAUCAAGUCUCCUUUGGUGCUAAGUGGAGGGAUCUGUUUCCUCUGUGCCGGCCUGCUCUGCCUGGUCACCGUGUCCUGGACCACCAAUGAUGUUAUCAUGGAUUUCUACGACCCCUUCCUGCCCAGCGGGUUCAAGUACGAGAUCGGCCUAGCUGUGUACCUGGGUUACGCCUCUGCCUUCCUCAGUCUGACCGGAGGACUGGUGCUAUGCUGGAGCAGCAGUGGCAGCAGGUCACAGAGGCCCCUCCAUGUGCAGAGGAGUCGACCACUAUCACCUCCCCCUGCCUUCAACCACAUAUAUCCUCCUGCUCCACCCUACAAGCCCCACGAGGCCCUGAAGGACAAUCACGCACCCUCACUUUGCUCCCUUUCCAGCAGCGGCUACAGGCUCAAUAACUAUGUCUAAGACUCGGGGAAAUAAUAAUACAAUAACUGAAAAUCCAUGGGGACUUUUAUGAACAAAAAAGACUUCUCCAACUUAUUUUAAACAUCUUAACAAGUACUUUAGUUUUCCUUAUACGUAAUACAAGUUUUAAAAAAAUGGAAAAGGAGAGACCAGCAUGUUGCUUCGCCAUGUUUGACCGCAAAUCUGAUUCUGAAAGGAUGUCGCAGUUUAACAAGCUGCUCAAGCUGUCGUCUAACUUUAACAUGACCAGGUCUGAGAGCCUAACAAAACUCUUGGUGUGUGUGAAAGAAGUGAGAAGUCAAACCUACUGACCUCCUGCUAUGUACCUGAAGGACCAGAAGAUGGCAAUAUUUUACUGCAGAUAACCACAAAAGCCACAUUAUAAACAUUCAGAUUGCAUUUUGUAUGCUGUAACACACAUGUAAAUGGAUAAGCUAUUGCUCUGUCACUUGUGUUGUAGCCUACUUUCUAGUUAGGGCUGGACAAUAUAUUGAUAUUAUAUCUAUCAUGAUAUGAGACUAUAUCUUCUUAGAUUUUGGUUUUCGUAAUAUCACAAGUGUCGUCUUUUCCGGAUUUUUAAGGCUGCAUUACAGUAAAGUGAUGUAAUUUUCUGAACUUACAGACUAUUAAAGCUAAAUUAUUUUUCUUACCCACUUAGUCAUCAUAUCCACAUUACUGAUGAUUAUUCAUCAAACAGAUCAUUGUGUAAAUGCUGUGAAUUCACCAAAAGUCAACCUUAUCAUUGCAAUGAUAGUCAACAAGCAGAUACACCGCACACGAGAGGACUGAAUUGCCUCUUCUUUUAAUGUAUUUUUCAUUUGAAAUGACAUUUCCUACCUUUUUUUUUCUGACAUUUGCUGGUGUUUCCUGCCAUCACUGCAUGAACUUGUAAGGACUGCAUGGGACGUGUACUUUUGAAUGAGUUCACCUGUCAUUGCAAUAUCAUUAUCAAGGUAUCUGUUCAAAAAUAUUGUGAUAUUUAAAUUUUUCCAUUUCACGUAGCCCUUAUUCUCUUUGGGAUUAACUUUUUUUCUGAAAACCAAUUUAGAUAUGAUGGUUCUUUUGAGGAAGCUGAUGAUAUUUUAUCCCGGUAUUUAAUAUUUUCAUGCCAAAGAAAAUUAAAAAAAAAAAAAAAGACAAUGUCAGUUUCUGAUGAUUUAAACAUGGAUGAGUAUUUCAUAAAAAUAUGUUCGUUGUUUUUUACGAGCCUUUUUCAAAGCAGAUAUUUUGACAUGUCAAAGUAAGAAAAAUACAGCUGUAAUUAAUAACAUGAAUUUAACCUGGGUUUCUGGGAUACUUAAAUGGAACAGAGCCACCCUUAACAGUUUCAGUUUCUCCUGUGCUUAUCCAGGUAUGGCAAGUCCAAGCGUCCUCUGUGACAGAGACCUACAGUAGGUAAACUAGUGACACCUUUUGGCCUGAAGUCCAUUGUUGAUUAAUUACAGUUUAACAAUUGGGAAAUCCUGCUGCAGUUAUGAGCACCAGACUUUAGUGGAUCUCUGUCCAACUUUGAUGUUCAUGUAUAGUAACAUUUAAAAUAUGUUUUGUGAAGCUCAAGAAAGCCACUGGAUGGCGACAAAGGUCUUUUGAGAAGGCAGCCUGAAGCCUUCAGUUGGAACUUUUCAUUCAUUAGGACUACAUCGUUUGGUGGAUAUGAUAUAGGAUAGUCUAGAUAGAAACACUGGUUAUUAAUGACUCUAACAUGGAGCCAGAGUCCUCAAGUCACAUAUGUAAACACAUAAAUUACUCUCAUUAAUGGAUGCUGAAUAUGAAGUUGUGAGGAAGUGACUCCUCUGAGGCACUCCAGGCUGCCUGCUUAGAACAACCUGUAACACUGUGGACGUUUUUCUGAGGCUUAUUUGUUGGAAAACCUUCCAAUUAGAGGUGACCUCUGUCUGGCAGCCUGUCAGCCACACAGACACUCAAUUAGGGGACAUGUCACAAUUCAAGCAAGUCACAUAUUGUUUUCAGCAGUCAGACUAGUCAGCAUCAACAACUUUACAUCAAGGAGCUCAUUUAUAUUGCUGGUGAGGGGCAAACAAUGGGAUCUGUUUAGAAUGGAAACCAGUAAAGAACAGGUAUUGCUGUAAGUGCUGUAAGAAAAGUGAGUAAAAGUCAGUCUUUUUUAAAAAAAAAAAAAAA